Messenger RNA from Zophobas morio, 3528 nucleotides. Its product is annotated as protein toll-like. Gene Ontology annotation, biological process: inflammatory response; innate immune response; toll-like receptor signaling pathway. Gene Ontology annotation, molecular function: protein binding; transmembrane signaling receptor activity. Gene Ontology annotation, cellular component: plasma membrane. Bases 262 to 3267 code for a protein of 1001 amino acids. The record is from RefSeq and is a predicted model, not a curated record. NCBI's taxonomy places the organism in Eukaryota, Metazoa, Arthropoda, Insecta, Coleoptera, Tenebrionidae. The transcript is spliced from 4 exons.
CCUGUUCUCAGUGAGAUGUCGAAAGCGAGGUGUGAAGCACCGUAAAUCAGAGAGGUGAAAAUUGUCAAAAAAGGGAUGAAGAUUGUGCGCGGGAAUAUUCUUAUGUAAUGUCUAAAAGCGGAGUGCCAAUCCGACGGAAACAGUGCUGAAUUUAAACCGCUAAAUUAACUAAACAAAGACUGACCUACUGCUACUGAUAAGCAGUUCAAGCACGUCGCACAUGAAUCCACCAAGUUUCUCUCUAUAAAACCGUUUCAGGAAAUGGGGUGCAAAACCUACCUUUUCCACCUCCUGCUUUUCGCCAAAGUUUUUUCCUCACCUGUUUGCAACGUCGCCGACGACUGUCAAUGUAUACCUGGAUCAGAUUUAGAAGUACAAUGUCCUCCAAUGCUCGAAUAUAAUUCCAAUAAAGAACAUGUAAUAAUCCACUUCAAGGAAAGAAAACGAGCUAUUAAUAUAGACUGCCGCAGUAGCAAGAGAUUCCGUAUGGAUUUGCUCCCGAAUAUCAUCGCAGGAGACAAAACAGUACUGAUCAUAGAUUCUUGUCCCCUUCCAGAGCGAAAUUUCAAGCAAAUCGCAGACCAUUUCUUAAUGAAAGCGGUUGAAACUCUUCAUUUGAGAAACUACACAAACGUGACUUUAAACCGUGACUACUUUGAAGGACUUCAGUUAGAGGAGCUUAAAGUUACAGAUUCAAACUACCUUUACAUAGAAGAAGAUACUUUCGACAACAUUCCGAAUCUGCGUUCCUUGGAACUAGCUAAAAAUAAGAAUCUUGUAAUAAAUGCGAGAGCUUUUCGCAAUUUAACGAGACUAAAGAUCCUGUAUUUGAUGCAAAAUCAACUAGAUGAUGUACCCGAAGGCCUAUUUCAGAAUUUAAAAAAUCUGAAAAGUCUGCAUCUUUUCAACAAUCGGCUGAAAGUUAUAACAGAUGAAACUUUCUCUGGAUUGUCAAAUCUAGUGAUGCUUGAACUCAGAACCAACAGAAUCGAAAAUGUUUCAGAGAAUGCGUUCCGGAAUUUAAAAAAUUUAUCAGCUGUGAAUUUGUCUGACAAUCGUAUUAGAACUAUAUCGCCUAAUAUUUUUAAAAAUAAUGGAAACCUCACUGAGAUUCGGAUGAUGCACAAUCGCGAGUUGCAACUCCCUGAUUACUUGUUUGCGAAUUUGGGUUCGCUGAAGAUCGUCGAUUUGUCACAGUGUGACUUAUCUUCUAUACCUGAACACAUUUUCGAAAAUUCCACAAAUCUAAAUGAAACCAACUUGGAAAGAAAUAAGUUGGUAACGAUUUCUCCGCGGUUGUUUCAAGGACUCAGAAAUCUAGAAAAUCUGAACCUUAAAGAUAACUUGAUUAGCGAGAUUGAUGACUUGGUUUUUCAAGAGUUGGGAGGUUUGAAAAUUAUCAACCUGGAGAAGAAUCGUAUCGUGAAGAUACACCAUAGAGCGUUUUACGGUACAAGAAAUUUGAUAGAUAUCAAUUUGUCCCAAAACCAGCUUUUGAAAAAUGAAAAACGAGUAGAUAUUUUGGCACAACUCGAACAUGUGCAGGAGCUGGAUCUGAGUCACAAUUUAAUCACAGAUAUACGUGACGUGGUGCAGACAAGCUUCCACUCAAAACUCAAGGUGCUGAAUCUGAGUCAUAAUCGCCUCACGGUGAUAAAGUUGGCAGAAGUACCAUUUUCCUAUGACGUAGAGGUCAACCUUGAUCGCAACAACAUCACCAAAGUUGACUUCGAAGACAUCGAAGACAACUCGCGUGGACAAGGAAGGAUCAAAUUUUCGCUUAGAGACAACCCAAUUGACUGCAACUGUGACAACUACGAUCUCUUUCGAUUCUUAAAGAACGAGAUUCACCAAAAUACGUCAGAAAAUUUUAUCAUAGACAGUGACGACGUGGUCUGUCAAGCUCCCAAAAAAGCCAAAGGUUCUAAAUUGGUGAAAUUACGACCUGAUGAUAUAACCUGUGGAAUAAAGAACACAUCCGCGUGUCCUUUGUCAUGUUCUUGUAGUUGGCGGCCGUUUGAUACCUCCGUGGUCGUCAAUUGUUCACAGAGGCAUUUGACGGAAUUUCCAGCAAUCAACCACAAAGAAUUAAUGAGUUUGUUUACGUUCAAUCAAACCGAGGUUCAUCUUCAAGGUAAUGCUUUGGAAGCUGGACCUUCUGAAAAUGUCACAGGGUACGACAAUAUCACAAGGUUGUUCCUGUCCAACAACAAUAUUAAGAAAAUGGAGUGGUUGCCGCCAAACUUGAAGGAACUCCAUCUAGACAACAACAAUCUCACCUCUCUAUCUUACAACGUUCUGGAUGGACUCAACGACACUGUUUUAACCCUCCACAACAACCAUUGGACUUGCGACUGCGACUCACUCACCUUCACCAAGUUUCUACGUCAGCAUUCUAGUCAAGUAGACGUCAGCCAAGUAAAGUGUCACCACAACCAAAGGUUACUUCACAGUUUAAGUGAAACGGACCUUUGUUUCGCGAAUCUGCUUUUCUACAUCCUUCUACCCGUCCUGUCGUUCGUGCUCUUCGUCAUGUUCCUCAUGUUCUUGUUCUAUCGCCACCAAGAACCCAUCAAAAUUUGGCUGUUCGCCCAUGGGUACCUCUUGUGGUGGGUAACGGAAGAAGAGCUCGACAAAGACAAGGAGUACGACGCUUUCAUCAGCUACUCCCACAAAGACGAAGAUUUCAUCAUCCAGAACCUUCUCCCGGUACUAGAAGGUGGCCCAAAUCCCUACAAGCUGUGUCUCCACUACAGACACUUUAUCCCCGGGGAAAUGAUCUCGACGCAAGUCACGAAGUCUGUUUUGAAGUCCCGCAGGACUUUAGUCGUGCUUUCCCCGAAUUUCCUGGAAAGUGUUUGGGGCAAAAUGGAGUUUCGUACUGCGCAUACUCAAGCGAUGGCGGAAGGAAGAGCCAGAGUUAUCAUUGUGUUGUACGGCGAGGUGGAUAUGGAUAUGUUAGAUGACGAGUUAAAAGCGUACUUGAAGACUAACACUUACGUGAAAUGGGGUGACCCCUAUUUUUGGAAUAAGUUAAAAUACGCGCUCCCUCACUCUAAACGGAAAACCCUAAAGAAUCAGCAAAAAAUUACGAACGUAAUGAACUGUAUAGACGACAAGUUUAAUUUGGUGGUACCUGUGACGCCGAAUCCGGGUACUACACCACCAGUUCUUAGUUUAAGUCAAAGUGUGUUGAAGAAGAGUCCGCUGGAUUUUGUGCUUAGGCAAGGGAUAAGUACUCCUCCCGCAGAAGGUGUUACGGUGUAGUUAAAGACUGAAACACAGAGUGGUUGUGUUGAUAGUGUGCCAAAAUUCGAUUGUGUUACAUAACCUGAAGUCUUUGGAGCUACGAGUCGUACUAUGGCUAAUGCUACAAAGUACCUAUAUCAUAAAAACUGUGAUAUUUAGACAUGUUUGUAGAUAUCGUUUUAAAGUACCUUUAUUUUGUGUUUUAAGAAAUACGCAAAUUUUAUUCCGCCCUGCUUGUUUGUAUUUUUUUAUGGAAAUAAAUAAAUGGCUAUCUGUUUU